UCUAUUGCCUUGAGAGUUGAGAGCAGGCUGCUCCGUUAAAAUCAUGUAUGAUUUGGUCUUAUAGUUUCAUAGUUUGGUGGAUAUCUUGUGUUUACAAGUUUAAGUUUAUCACAGAUACAAAUGAAAAUAAUAUAUUAAUAAUAAUGAGAGGAAAAAUCACGAAUAUACCGAACAAAAUUUUCCGCCCUGCGAUCCCUUCAACAAAGAAGCCCGUCAUCGGGGAGCCCGAUGACCCCAAAGACCUUCAAUUCAUCUUACAUAAAAUGCUAUCUGAGGGCCUCAUCAACAAUGCCAUUAAGAUGUUUGACGCUUUAUCUAAAGUCGGCCUUACCCAUGAGGCUUUGGAGCUCUUCUCUCAGAUCAAGGACAAGAGCCACAUGCCUGACGUAGCGGCCCAUACUGCCGUCAUUGAGGUUUAUGCCAAUGCCGGCCGGUCAAAGGAGGCUCCCAAGGUCUUCCUGCGCAUGCUGGCAUGCGGAGUUGCGCCCAAUGCCUAUACUUACACCGUCCCCGCUAAGGCAGUUGCUACUGAUGGGAAAUUGGCAGAUGCCAAGAAGUAUAUCUGGGAAAUGAUAAGCAAGGGAAUACGUCCCAAUGUGGGUACGUACACUGCAGUGUUCCAGGCAUAGGCCGAGGAGAAGAAAGUGAAUAAGGCCAGGGAGUUUCUGUAGCAAAUGAAGGAUAAGGGACUUGUGCCCGAUGAGAAGGCUGUCCGGUAGGUUGUGAAAAACCAGAGAGGUGAGGUAUUUAGAACUUGCCUCAUUUACAUUCUUGACUUGUUAAAUGAGAUUGACAAUCAUGGAAAAAACACAACUACAGAUGGUGUAGGUGUGUUUGGGCCGUCACUGGACUUUCUGAAAAAUAGUUCACUACACCGUCUACACUUUACAGGAAGAUGAAAUCACAGAUGUAAUAUAUAAUUUCUCCUUGGCAGGGAUGGAUUACAACUCACUGAGAUUAGUUGUAACCAUUUGAUCUCUAGAGAAGAAUUGAAAAAAAAAAGAAAGAUAAAAAGGUCCAAAUCAAAUUAGGCCAAUUGAAAAGAA
Hevea brasiliensis (rubber tree) is the source of this 1046-nucleotide messenger RNA. Its product is annotated as pentatricopeptide repeat-containing protein At4g38150-like. The record is from RefSeq and is a predicted model, not a curated record. Gene Ontology annotation, molecular function: protein binding. Bases 48 to 629 code for a protein of 193 amino acids. The transcript has a single exon. NCBI's taxonomy places the organism in Eukaryota, Viridiplantae, Streptophyta, Magnoliopsida, Malpighiales, Euphorbiaceae.